GAACGCUCGCAGUAUUCCCACCAUCUUUUGUUGCAAUCGACUAGAUUGGGAUCUCGUUGGCCGACCCGGGAACACCGAUUGCUUGGGUAGAUGUCACGGCUCAGAGGUGCCCUAAAGCAUCGGCAUCGGGGGGGAAUCCUUCAGGCAGCGCGGCUUGCGGUAGUUUUACAAUGCAGUGCAGUACCGGUACCGUACUCUAGUACAGGUACAAUACCGGUAUGAUAUUUGAACACGAGUGCUUCCAUACCGAAAUAGCCACGGAUAGAGAGAAUUCGAAUCCGAUUCAUCUCCCUGAGCCAUGGACUCCCACUAGACCGAUGCUCUGAACAAAAUUUGGCCCCAACCCGACGUUCACGGCACCCCGGUGCUGCUAUGAUACUGUACUCGCCAAAGCACCCAACGUACCCGUGCCUUAUGAUACCCUUCGCAACAGCCGCCACAACUGCUAACCCCGUCCUCUAUCUCUCAAAGCUCUACCGGUAUCAUACAUCACCCCCCUUCCUCCACGCAACACGCAGCCACCAUCAAACGGUCCACAAGCUUCUCCCCAAUCACCUUCUCGUCCGAAUCGCCCACUCCGUCAUGUCGACCACGGCCCCGGCCCCAACCCCAACCCCACCCCUAUCCCUUCCAACCUCUUCCUCCAAUUCCACAACCGCAGCAACAUCUUUAUCAGGGCUAUCACCAAACAGCACUUACACGCCACGAUACAUAGACGUAGGAAUCAAUCUCACAUCCUCAGUGUUCCACGGGAGUGACCACGGCAAGCAGGUUUGUCCUCCCCCCACUACAAAAUUGCUCCCCGACUAACGACAUCAAAGUACCACGAGGAUGACCUAGAAGACGUACUCCAUAGGGCAAAAGAAGCCGGCUGCCAAAAGUUAAUGGUGACAGGUUCUUGUUACGAUGAGAGCAAGAGUGGAUACGAGCUCGCCCGGCAACACCGUACCUACUCCGCCCUUUUCAUAUCCCAUACCUCAACUAACUCAAUCUCAGCCGGCCUGAUCUACAGCACCGUAGGCGUCCACCCCUGCAGCGUCAAGCUUAUCGACUCCCACCCCUCCGGCCCAGAAGCCUACCUCUCCUCCCUCCGCACCCUGGCCCAAGAAGGUGCAUCAUCCGGGUACGUAACCGCCUUCGGUGAGAUCGGCCUCGACUACGACCGCCUCUACCACGCAUCCAAGGAGGACCAAAAGAAGUAUUUCGUCCUGCAGCUCGACCUAGCAGAGGAAAUUUGCCUGCCUCUGUUUCUCCAUUCCCGGGCCGCGGCGGCGGACUUUGAGGAUAUACUAUUCCCGAGACUACCCAGACUAAAGGGCGGGCUCGUACAUAGCUUUACCGGCACGGUAGAUGAGAUGCGUAGGCUUGUUAGCGCGGGACUGUAUAUUGGCGUUAAUGGGUGCAGUUUGAAAACUGAGAAGAAUUUGGAGGUUGUGAAGCAGAUUCCCUUAGAGAGGUUGAUGCUUGAGACCGAUGUAUAUCCUCCUCCCCUCUUCCUCCUCUCCCAUCGGAGGAGGAUAGUUGACGGUGAAGUAACCAAGCUUGGCUAGGGACCGUGGUGCGAGAUUCGACCUUCGCACGCUUCUUACAAGCUUUUGAACAAAGACGAAUGCCCACCAAUCCCAAAACAGGUCCGCCGCGAUAGGUUCAAGAAGGGCCUCAUGGUUAAGGGCCGGAACGAGCCUUGCAAUAUCCCGCACGUGGCAUACAUCGUUGCGGCAGUCAAGGGGGCCCCACUAAAGGAAGUUUGCGAAGCUGCAUGGAAGAAUACCCUAGAUUUGUUUGGCAUGGACAAAACGGCAUAAGCCAAGUUUUUGUUUUGCGCCGACGCUAGAUUGUAAUGGGCGCUUCGUUGUACGGGUAUUGGCGUUUAAGAGAGUCAUCACUAGAACUUUCUUCUCUCUAGCUCGAACAGGCACGCACAUCUACGCGCGCGAGUAGCCAACAAGAGCAUCGCAAAUCCCUUUAAUCGCACAAAAUCACUUUCUCCGCAAACCCUGUACAAUCUGAUAUACGGAAUAUACCGCUGCGGUACCCGAAAAUUGUAAAACAAAUUUAUCCCACAAAA
Tuber aestivum (summer truffle) is the source of this 2068-nucleotide messenger RNA. Lineage: Eukaryota; Fungi; Ascomycota; Pezizomycetes; Pezizales; Tuberaceae. The record is from the annotation of a GenBank genome assembly.